Messenger RNA from Prunus armeniaca (apricot), 459 nucleotides. NCBI's taxonomy places the organism in Eukaryota, Viridiplantae, Streptophyta, Magnoliopsida, Rosales, Rosaceae. The record is from the annotation of a GenBank genome assembly.
AUGCAAGACUGUUCCUACACAAACUGCAACAUCCAAGCUCCUGGUCCUCUGCCCAGAUCUAGGGCUUUCUUGGUCCAAGCUACAAAGCCUCAAGCAAGCGAAGAAUGGUCGGGGUUUGAGCGGCAGCCAAGGUGUGGAGGCUGGGAGCGCUUGGGACACGAAGCCAUGGUCGUGCUCCAUGUCAACAACAAUAAGAUUAUAGCCGGAGAGGCCAUCGAUCUUGGCGAGGGUUGGGGAGAAGGAGAUGAGGUAGCUGUGGAAGUGGAGGUGUGGUUGGAGAAGGUGGUUGAUUUGAUGGGUGAGGAGGUGGUGGUGAGGUUUAGGGUUUUGACUGGUGGCUGCUUUGGGUGGCGUUGGGUUGGGUGGUGGUUGUGGUCUGAUGGUGAAGUUAGGGGAAGGAGAGGGCAUAGAGAGACUCAGAAAGAUGAAGAAGAAGAUCUUUUUAAUAAAUUAAAUUAA